This is a messenger RNA of Larimichthys crocea (large yellow croaker), 1528 nucleotides long. RefSeq names its product steroid-5-alpha-reductase, alpha polypeptide 2b (gene srd5a2b). The transcript has 5 exons. Gene Ontology annotation, molecular function: 3-oxo-5-alpha-steroid 4-dehydrogenase activity. NCBI's taxonomy places the organism in Eukaryota, Metazoa, Chordata, Actinopteri, Sciaenidae. The record is from RefSeq and is a predicted model, not a curated record. Gene Ontology annotation, cellular component: membrane. Gene Ontology annotation, biological process: steroid biosynthetic process. Bases 618 to 1376 code for a protein of 252 amino acids.
UACAUUUCAAACCUCAAACAAGGGAAGAUAAAAAGGUUUCAAUGCUGUAAUGCAAAAUUAUGAAGUUCUGAUAAUAAUGUAAACAGAAAUUGUGACUUUGUGAUUGUGAAGUUGUGGUAUGUUUAGUUAAGUGCCUCAGUCUAUAUUUACAUUUCACACAUUUCUCCCACUUGGUAAUACCAAGGACUGGAAAAACUUAAAUCACUUUGCAAAUUUGCUCACACAUAAAAAUAUAAACAGUGACAUGAUUUGAGAUUGGCGUGGAUGUUGCUGCGUUUUCAAAGGGAAGGCACAGGACCAACACAGAUGUCUAAUAGAUGACUUCAUGCUAUCCAUCCAUUCUGUUCACUACUUAUGUAACUUCAGCAAUUAAACACCAGCAAGUACAUUCUAAGAAAAAAGGCUAAUCAUAACCUCAUCACCACCAGCAAUGUUUGUACCCACACUGAAAAAGGGACAUUUCAGCAGUUUGGCACACCUCUCUCUCGCUCUUUGGGAGGAGUCAGAGGGGCUGUUUAGUUUACAUUCAUUUGACUUCACACAGACGCUUAACGUUAGUUUGUAAGAGAGAAAACAUUGAUGCAACACUCUCUGACCCUGAGGCGCCGAUCUGCAAGAUGCACUGCUAUGGGGAUUUGGUCAACUAUCUCUGCUGUGGGAUGAUCCUGGCAGGACUGGGGCACAUUGUCCAUCACAGGAAGACACAGCCCUCCUAUGGACGCCACAUGGAACUCUCUCUUGCAGCUCGGAUGAUCCCAGCCAGACUGGCCUGGUUCAUCCAGGAGAUGCCAGCUCUCCUGGUCCCCCUACUUUUGACACUCACCUCACACAAACCGUCCAGUAUGGGGAAGUACCUGCUGCUUGGGACCUUCUGCAUUCACUACUUUCAAAGGACAUUUAUCUAUUCACUACUGACCAGAGGAAAGCCUUUCCCGUUGAGUGUGAUGGUAUCAGCAGGUUUAUUCUGCACUGUGAAUGGUUUCCUGCAGGGACACUACCUGCUGCACUGUGUCCACUUUGAUGAUGAAUGGUCCGCUGACUAUCGCUUUAAAACUGGUUUGCUCCUGUUUUACAUUGGAAUGGCCAUCAAUAUACACAGUGACUAUAUUCUACGCAACCUGAGGAAACCAGGAGAAGUCGUUUACAAGAUUCCCAAAGGAGGUCUGUUUGAAUAUGUGUCUGGUGCCAACUACCUAGGAGAGAUAGUGGAGUGGUUCGGCUAUGCUCUAGCCACCUGGUCCCUUCCAGCACUCUCGUUUGCUGUGUUUAGCCUGUGUUUUAUUGGACCGAGAGCCUAUUACCAUCACAGGUUCUACAAAGAGAAAUUCAAUGACUAUCCCAAGUUUCGAAAGGCUUUGAUUCCAUUCAUCCUCUGAGAGAAAAAAAAAAAACUGGGCUGCUGUCUCGUGAGAGCAGUUGAUGAUUGAACCGCCUGAAGAAGACAGUGUACUCCCAUUACUGUAUUUUUUAUUUUUUUUGACAGAGACAGCUGAAGAGUGACAGGAAUGUGGAGAGAGAGAUGGAGAAC